This is a messenger RNA of Camellia sinensis, 2152 nucleotides long. RefSeq lists its product as uncharacterized. The record is from RefSeq and is a predicted model, not a curated record. Lineage: Eukaryota; Viridiplantae; Streptophyta; Magnoliopsida; Ericales; Theaceae.
UGCUCCCCAUUCACGGCUUCACUACCUCUCUCUCUCUCUCUCUCUUCUUUUUCUUCCUUUGCUCCCAAGUCUUACCCUUUUUCCACUUCACACACCUAAUCUGACAACAAGCCCAUCUCUGUUCAUCAAUGGAGGAACCAGACUCAUUCAACAAACCCCGUCUUCUAAUUCCAGAUCCAACAACUCCAAUCCACCCAAAUCCAAGUAAGUCCUACUCACUCUUUCUUUGCAAAUCUCUCUUUGUUGCAUUGCUUCUUGUUCUUCUUCCUCUUUUCCCUUCCAAAGCCCCUGAAUUCAUCAACCAAUCCAUUCUCACUAAGUUCUGGGAACUCCUUCACCUUCUCGUCAUUGGCAUUGUUGUGUCUUAUGGCUUGUUUGGUCGAAAAAACACCCAACCAAACAAUGAAAAUCAGUUAAAUUUUGAUGAUUCAAAAGCAUAUUUGUCUGGGAUUUUGUAUGUUCCUUCUAUCUUUGAAGAUGGGUAUGAAAGGUAUGAUGAGAAAAGAACGAUCCAAGCUUGGAAUAAUGGAAUUGGAAGCUCUGUUCUUGAUGAAUUGAACAAUCCAAGAUCGAAUAUUUUCCAAAACGGUUUAGAAAACCCAUUUGGGUCUGAUGAGAAAAGGGUGAGCCAAACAUGGAACUCUCAGUACUACUUUCAAGGUGAAUCCAUGCCGUUUGUUUCUCGAGAAAACUGUUUACUUGAUGAAUGGGGAAAACCCAAAUCGUUCAAUGACAAUAAACCCUUGAACUUGCCGGUUCGGAGCCUGAGAUCAAGAAUUGUAGACCAUGACACUCUUGAAUCUAUUAAGGAAAAUGGGUCUAUAUCAGAUUCAAAGGGUUCUUGUAAAAAUUAUGAUAAAAUUAGAGAUGAUUCAAAGGGCGGUUGUGAAAAUUCUGAAAAUUUCGGAAAUGGUACUGAAUUUAGAGGUCUAGCUCCUAUAAAUUUGGAUGAAAAGUUUAAGGAAACUGUUGAAGUGAGAGAAGACCAUAUGAGUAGUGUAAAACCUCCGUCACAUUCAAGGCCUCUGUCAGUUGGGGGAUUUGAAUUUGAUCAUCUCAAAUCACAGUCUUUUUGGUCCCCAAUAUUUUCCCAAACCAAUUCCAUGCCUUCUCCACCCAAGAAAGUAUCACCAGAUGUGCGAUACUCAAAAAUAGAAGAUUUGGAGAGAGAAAAGAGUUCUUGUUGUUUGUCUUUGCUUCCAGAUUCACUAAGAAAUGGAGAAGCAUCGUCACUUGCUACGAAUGCUCGGAGAUUUAGCAUUGGCUCUUUGUCAGAGAUGAAUGUGGAGAGAAAUUGUGAAGAUAAGUUGAAGGGUUUUAGUAAGAGUAUGAGAGAGGACUCAUUAGGCAAAAGAAAGUUUGAAGUGGAUUCUUUGAAAGGGAAGUUUGUCAAACCUUUACAAAGGGGAAAAUCAGUGAGAACAAUUAGAGCAAGUGAACAUUGUUUGGAGACUAGGAAAAUGGCAGAAAUUUAUUCAGAUCAUGUGGAUGACAAGUUUGAAGCAAUGUCAAUGGAGAAUAGUGGAAGAAGAGCGAGACUUGGGCAACCCAGAAGGCAAAAUCUUGAAGAUCUUUCUCUAAAGCAAAGCAAAAGCUCAAGCUCAAGCUCAAGCUCCUCAAAACUCUCCAAUUGUGCUGAGACUAAUGUAGUCGAGCCUGAAAAGGAUCCGGACAGUGACUUUGAGAGCUUUCAAGUGAGCUCAGACGAAGGAGGAGAAGAAGAAAAAGAAGAAGAAGAAAAAGAAGAAAAAGAAGAAGAAGAACUUGAUGCAAAACUUGAUCAAUUGAGCAAUGCCAAUGAUGCAGAACUUGAUCUUGAUUCGGAAGUUGAUAAGAAGGCUAGUGAAUUCAUAGCCAAGUUUAGAGAGCAGAUUAGGCUUCAGAAAAUUGCAUCAACCAAGGGAUUUAGUGGUUUGUAGGACUCAAAAGAAGUAAACUAUAUUUAUAAUCAUAUAUGUAUUGUGUUCAAGAUUCAUGAUUAGAGAUAGAUAUAUGAAUUUCACAAUUUUCUCAUCUCAUCUUUCUCUAUUCUUUUUGUAAAUCUUAUGUAUGCUUUUGUCGUCGCUGGGUUUUAUUGUAUUUACAGCUAGCUGUGUGUGAUGGUGUGCUGUUACAAUUGCAAGAAGUUAUAAAAUUGAAUGUGAGUUUGAUU